UCAUCAAGGACUCGAAUUUACGCAAAUAGAAAGUGCAAAAGAAUUCUCCAUUUCAGAAUACCCAAAUAAGCCUUGUUUAUUUAAAAGUAAGAACAAAUGGCUGAGCAGUCAUCCAAGCUGAACAUAAUUAAGAACAGAGAGAGGAGUGAAAGUGAGAGUGAUGAAGAAAAUGAGAAGGUGGUUAGUGAUUUAGAAGGGACAGCAGAGGAAGAGAAGCUUCCUUAUGAUCCAGCAGAAGCAAUGAUCAGAAAAGGAUUUCGUUACUUCAUGGAGCACAACUAUGACCCUAGCGUUGGACACGGACAAUAUCCUAAGUUUCUGGUAUUUUCGUGCUCCGACUCUCGAGUUAGUCCCUCAAAUGUGCUCAACUUCCAACCCGGUGAAGCUUUCAUGAUGUGCCACAUUGCUAACCUAGUCCCUGCAUUUAACCAGUUGAACUACUCUGGAGUUGGAGCAGUCAUUGAAUAUGCUGUUAAAGUGUUAAAGGUAAAAAACAUCCUUGUUAUUGGACAUCGUGAUUGUGGAGGAAUAAAGGCACUAAUGGAUCUUCCAGAUGAUGGUUCUACUUCUCAUGACUUCAUAGAGGAUUGGGUUAAAAUUGGUUUACCUGCAAAGGCUAAAGUUCUGGCUGAGCAUCCCAAUCUACCUCCUAAUGAACAAUGCUACAUUUGUGAAAAGGAGGCAGUAAAUUUGUCACUUGUGAACAUAAAAAGUUACCCAUAUGUUAGAUCAGCAAUGGCAAAUAACAAUUUAACCUUAAGAGGUGGAUACUAUGACUUUGUCAAUGGAACUUUUCAGCUAUGGAAAAUCAAUUAUGAAAUUACAGAUCCUAAGUAUAUAUGAUUAAGUAAGAGGAAGUAUAAUAAAUCACAAAAUUAAAUUUGUGCAUUUUCCGUUUUUUCGCGCUUUCGAUUUAAGCAUAUAUUUAUGCUUUGUUUUAGAGUGUGUUUUUUUGGCAAUAAAAAGGAAGUUGUCUUUUGGAAUGGCAACAUCUAGGUUGUAAUUUUUAUAAGAAAAUUAUAUGUUUGGUAAUUUCUCAAUGAAUAAAGCAAAGCUUGCCGCUUGCA
Messenger RNA from Mercurialis annua (annual mercury), 1067 nucleotides. Its product is annotated as carbonic anhydrase 2-like. The coding region runs from base 97 to 843 and encodes 248 amino acids. The record is from RefSeq and is a predicted model, not a curated record. The transcript is spliced from 9 exons. Gene Ontology annotation, biological process: carbon utilization. NCBI's taxonomy places the organism in Eukaryota, Viridiplantae, Streptophyta, Magnoliopsida, Malpighiales, Euphorbiaceae. Gene Ontology annotation, molecular function: carbonate dehydratase activity; zinc ion binding.